AUGACCAUCACUGCCAGUACUCUACCAAAAUUAUCAGCAAGCGCAUCAGGCAAAGUGGACAAACUUGAUCCUCAUCGUUGGAAAGAUGAUGCAAAAACGGGAAUGUGUGACUUGUACGAAGUUCUUGAUGCUGUCAGUUCCACAUCGAUACCGGAUCCAACGGACUCUGAAGCCAAUCUUGUAAUGGAUCUUGUAAGAGCCAAGCGCGAGGUUCUUGUCGCGCAAAAGGUGCUGGCAGAGUGUAUACUGCGCGAAAAUGAAAUCCAGGCCAGCUUGCUCAAAUUUCAAGUCGACACCACGGAGAAGAAAUUAGACGAUACUGACAUGGGCUUGGGGUACAUGAGAGCCGUCUUUAAGAAGUACGGCUGGUCUCAUAUUUCUCCUCUACCUCCAGGACACGGGAAUUAUCUACACACUGUAGACUCGUUGAACUUCAAAUGUCAUAUGCUUUCUUUCGCCCUUAGCAAAUUUAGUCACUUGGUGCCGCUCGAGUUGAAUUGA
Molecule: messenger RNA, 501 nt
Organism: Suillus fuscotomentosus
Lineage: Eukaryota; Fungi; Basidiomycota; Agaricomycetes; Boletales; Suillaceae
Exons: 3
Coding region: 1-501 (166 amino acids)
Source: RefSeq, a predicted model, not a curated record